AUGAUCUACAGCGAGGGGCUCAAGUCGCAGCACCUCGCGCACGCGGUCUCGAAGGACGACCUGAUCUCGUGGCAGCGGCGGGGCGCCCUCUCGGUGGGCGAGGCGCGCUGGACGGCGGGCCGGUACGGCGCUCCCUUCGUCUGGGCCGAGGGCGACUGCUGGUGGAUGGCACUGAUGGGCGAGGCGGAGACGCAGACGCACCAGUCCGCGAUCGGCCUGCUGCACUCGAGCGACGGCGUGCACUGGCAGCUUUUGCCGGAGGCCGCCGGCGUCGAGAUGGGCCUCCCGCUCCGCCGCUCCGGCGUCGCGAGGAGGGGAGGCGACGGUGCCGACGGCGAGAGAGAGGCGGAGGGUUGA
This is a messenger RNA of Emiliania huxleyi CCMP1516, 357 nucleotides long. RefSeq lists its product as hypothetical. Bases 1 to 357 code for a protein of 118 amino acids. The transcript has a single exon. The record is from RefSeq and is a predicted model, not a curated record. NCBI's taxonomy places the organism in Eukaryota, Haptophyta, Isochrysidales, Noelaerhabdaceae.